AUGUCAUCGUCAGACGAAGAAGCUGACGCUUCUGGACUCUUUUGUAUUCAUUGUAACGAGGAUGAAGUGAAGUGGAAGUGUGAUGACUGUUCCCGCGAAUUCUGUGACAAAUGUAAACGUAUACACCUGAUAGCAGACGAGGAGACCCAAAAUCACCACUUGUUUCGAUAUGGAAGUAGCCGUUCUUCCGGUCCAAGGUUGCCGGAUGUCAUACGCCAUCCUGCACGGUCUGUAAACGAAAUACGGCGACCAAGGAUAAGAUUUCAACCUACUGUUAAAUCACGUAUCGCAGAUUUUAAGCCUAGGUCGGAUUUUGUAGAAAACAGCACUAUACAACAUAUAAGGGUUGUCCCCAGGGGAAACGGCGAGGCCUGGUUAAAAUGUGGAGCUAUUUCAGAGGAAGUAGUGUUACACGACAAGGAUGGGAGCUUUGUGGACAAAGUGCAUGUGGGCGGCGUGAUCCAGGACUUUGUGGUCACAAGAAAAAGGGAGAUAAUAUUUACUAAAAUGAAUAGCAAUACCGUAUGGCUGUAUUCCAAGAGGGCCGAGAUAAAACCUUUACAUCAGUUGUAUUUCUUUCCGAACUGUUUGUGUCUCACUCCGGAGAACGACCUACUAAUCUGCGCAGCGUCGACCCAGCAAUGUCAAGGACGUCCAGUUAUGAAGCUCUCCAGAUCCUCGGAGAAAAGCGUUAUUCCAGUUGAUCAAAGAGUGAAAUUGGGUGAUAUUUAUAGCUUGGCACAGUCAGCCAAUGGAACAAUAUGCUUAGUAGAGAAAGGAGGCUGGGGUCCGGGAAGAGUUAUUGGACUUAGCAAAGAUGGUCAGCAAAUAUUUGAAUACAGAGGUUCCUCUGGUUCUCUGAAUCCUUCUGGGAUUUCAUGUGACCCUUUUGGAUUUAUCUACAUUAGUGACUGUGGUUGUCACAACGUACACGUGAUAAGUCAGUCCGGUGAAUUCCGAGCCUUCUUACUUCCGAUGGAUUCGAUUAAACUUCCGGAGGCCAUAGAUGUGGGCGAAGAUGGCGUUCUUUGGGUUGGAAAUGGACAUGGGGAAAUCAAGGUUUAUGAAUUAAAAUCUGACUCCAGCCAAUAG
Molecule: messenger RNA, 1092 nt
Organism: Saccostrea echinata
Lineage: Eukaryota; Metazoa; Mollusca; Bivalvia; Ostreida; Ostreidae
Exons: 1
Coding region: 1-1092 (363 amino acids)
Molecular function (GO): zinc ion binding
Source: RefSeq, a predicted model, not a curated record